Messenger RNA from Tachysurus fulvidraco (yellow catfish), 1360 nucleotides. Its product is annotated as macrophage mannose receptor 1-like. The transcript has 6 exons. The record is from RefSeq and is a predicted model, not a curated record. The coding region runs from base 352 to 1326 and encodes 324 amino acids. NCBI's taxonomy places the organism in Eukaryota, Metazoa, Chordata, Actinopteri, Siluriformes, Bagridae.
UCCUUGCACUGGUCAUGUCUGCUGCAACAAGAUAACUUUAGACACAAAGUUAUUAAUGAAAACCUCUUAAUGAAGUUUGUCAAGGACAGUCGUGCACUUGAACUACUGUAGACUUUCUGCCUCAUAAAAACAUGCCAAUAUUGAAAGUUCAAUGAUGGAGACCAUAUUGCAAGACCUACCUGUCAACAGAAGCUCAAAGGCAUGUAACUAUGCAUAAGUAGUUUGCUUGUGGAAGAAAAACAGCCUGCUCAGUCAGACAGCUCUCAGAAGAACAGUGAGGUGUGUUAGUGCUGCAAGACUGAUCAUCUACCUCCUUCAGACUUUAGUGAAUCCUCUAGAAACACAUAAGCAAUGAAGCAUCAUCUUUUUGUGCUCCUGCUUUUCACAGGAGUCCUUACCCUUGUCCUGUCUUUCUCUCGUAAGUACUAUCUGAUCCAGCAGAGCAAAACAUGGAACGAUGCUAAGGCUUUCUGCCGAGCCACAUACACUGACCUGGCUUUCAUCAAAACUAAUGAAGAGAUGGCCCAAAUUCAGAAGGUAUCACAGACACAACAAUUCGGAUCCAAUGCUUGGAUUGGACUGUACACUAACAUCAACAAGUGGCAAUGGACAUUGGACAAUGAGCCGCUUGGAAGCUUUACACCUUGGGCUAAUGGGGACCCUAAUAACUGGCUAGGAGAUGAACGUUGUGUUGGUAUUAUCUAUAUGGUAUGGAAUGAUGCACCAUGUAGAUGGCAGAGACCAUUUGUGUGCUUUGAUGACAGGAAGACUGGAGCUGACAGGUACAUUCUUAUUACUCAGUUUAUGACUUGGUAUAAUGCUCGGAGCUACUGCAGGCUGCAUCAUACAGACCUGGCCAGUGUGAGAAACCCAACAGAAAACUCAAUUGUUGGGGCAUUAAACAAUGGGUUCACUUGGAUUGGCCUUGUGAGAGACCCCUGGUAUUGGACAGACCAGACCACCGACGUGUCCGUCAUUAAGUGGUCGCCUGGAAACGCUGAUGAUUAUCUGAUGAAUAAAAGUUGUGUCUAUUUAUAUGGUGGUCAAGCUAAUGUAGAACAGUGCUCAAACAUGAUGCCUUUCUUCUGUUAUGUAUUCCCAACACAGAAGAAGACCAUAAGAAUGAAGUUGAAGUCCAGUCAGGAUGUGAAUGAUCCUACAAUAAUGACAGCCAUCGAGGAGAAGCUGAAGCAGAAACUGAAGGAUUAUGGAAUGGCUGAGAACAUCACUGUGACAUGGAGAAAGCAACCAGAUGGAGUGGUGUUUCACAAGGAGGAGGAAAACAUUACUGCAGUGACUAACACUAGGGAGACUUGUGAUCUCUAAAUCUCAUAUAGUGUAAAUUCUGUAGUCCACUGAU